Messenger RNA from Closterium sp. Yama58-4, 5379 nucleotides. NCBI's taxonomy places the organism in Eukaryota, Viridiplantae, Streptophyta, Zygnematophyceae, Desmidiales, Closteriaceae. The record is from the annotation of a GenBank genome assembly.
AUGCCAGGCGAAGUCUGCUUUCACGGCGUGAUCGAGCCUACAUGCAAGAAACGAGGCUCGCGCAAGCAUAGGGAAUCCCGCCAAGACGAAUCACCGCGCGGACGAGGAGUAGCGGGAGACGGCGACAGCGGCUUAACGAAUGCGGAGGCGGGGGAAGGCGGAGUGUGCGGAAGCGCAAGCAGCGCGAGCAGCGCUAGCAGCGGGGGGUCGAAGUCGCGCAAGGUGGCAGUGGCGCGCAUAGUGGCGGCGUUCUACCCGAAGUUCGAGAACGAAUCCGCAGAUGGGGAGGUCCGCGGGGAGAUGGAGCGGCUUGUCGGCAAUGGCGUUGGCGUUCUCGAGGUAUCAGUGAAGCACAGCGGCUCUCUUUUUCUGUGGGCGGGGGCGAGGAGAGGCGCGUAUGCUAAGAACUCCUACGGCAACGAGUACUCGGCGGUGGGCGUGUGGGUGCUGGGGGAGACGCUGCGCAACGCGUGGGGGGAGGGGCUGGUGCGGCAGAAGCAGAGGGAGCUGAGCGACUACCUGGAGAGGCAUCGCAUGGCAGUGGGCAUGGAGCUGGUCACGUCUGUGCUGGGGGAUCACGGGCAGAGACCGCUGCAGGACUAUGUGGUGGUGACGGCAGUUACGGACAUGGCAAGCCACCCGCCUCGCUUCCUCUCUACACCCGAGGUGCUGCGCUUCUGCCACACCUGGCGCCUCCCCUUCAACUCCUACUGGCUCUUCCACUCGACGGAUUCGUGCACGCAGCUGUUUGCAGCGUACAGCGCACUGAGUGAGGAGGGCACGGCGCACUCAGUGGAGGACACGCUCACUCGCAUAGCAGACGUCACCAUUGCAGGCACGGCAUCACACGAGAGGCUUCAGGGAAGCAUCAUGGAGGGGCUAGUGGCGAGGCUGGUGAGCCCCAGGAGCCUGCAGCAAGUGAGAGAGCUCAAGGCGGGGCUGCUGGCCGGCCCGGCGCCCAGCUACCCCGUGGGAGCGGGCACGCGACUGAGGGAGCUCUUCACUCAGCACGACUCAAUGAAGGAGGUGAGCGAGGCUGGGGCGAUGCACAAGGUGACUGUGGCGCGCAUGGGAAUUGGAGGAGAUGAGACCAUUGGAGACGCGAAUGCAGGGUGGAAGAGGAGAGCUCAGAUAAGAGAUCAGAGGACUUUCCUUCCAUUUGCAUUCGUUCCUCAACAACUCCCCUGCCCCCCUGCACCUCCUUUCCCUCCUCUCUCUCCCUGUUUCUCCCUUCUUCGUCUCCUUCCCCCUCACCUUCCCCCUCUCCUGCUUUUCCAUCCGCAUCUCCUUCCCCCGUUCGCUCCUCCCCUCCCUCACUGUCGGCCUUCCUCUUGCCCUCUUUCCGCCAUCCCCCAGCGCAUCGCCCAUCUGGUGGAGGAGGCAGGAGACGCCAUGUGCAGCGAGCAGCAGUGGGGGGAGGGCGUGGCGGGGGGGUAUGGGAGUGGAGGCGAGGACGAGGAAGGAGGCACUGUGGUGGAGGGGGAGGAGAGUGAGAGUGCAGGGAAAGCGAAGCAGAGGAGGAGGGAGCAGCAGGAGGAGGAGGAGCGGCGUGUGACUGACUGGCUGAACUCGCUGCUCAGCUGCACUGCAGCAGAUGCAGAGACAAGCAAACUUCAGGCCAUGCUGCGAGCGGUGAAAGCCGAGAAGCUCAAAGACCCUAGUCUCUGGCCGCUCUACCGGGGGUUCUUCCUGGAAGCUGCGGUCGUGGAGGUGGACAAGGGCACGGGGAAGCAGCUAGUAGCAGCGACGGGUGAUGCUUCUGCCGGUGCUGCUGUCAUUGCUGAUGAUGGUGUUUCUAGUGCUGAAGUUGGAGAGAGAAGGGGGGAGCGUGGGGUGGCAGCUGGAACGGGACAGAAGGAGGAAGGAAUGGCCAUAAGGGAUGUGGAGAGUGCUGGGGGAGAGGGCAGGGAGAAGGAGGAGGAAGAGGAAGAGAGGGAUGGGAAUGAGGUGCCGCAUGUGAUGCUGAAGAUGAAGUUCCUACCGUACAAGCUGCGGACAUUCUUAAUACGCAACGGGCUCGGCACUCUGCUGAAGAAGGGGCGCCAUGAGUUCAUGGCUUAUGCUAGCAGGCUGCUCAAGGUGUGGGGCACAUUACCAGCUGCGACUCGCGAGAUGACCGCGCUCUGCCGAGCAUGGCACGGUGCAAUGCGGUGUGCAGAGUAUUCCAAGUCCAUUUCAUCCAACUCUUACCUCAUCGCCCGCCCACCCAAGUCCAUUUCAUCCAACUCUGACCUCAUCGCCCGCCCACCCAAGUCCAUUUCAUCCAACUCUGACCUCAUCGCCCGCCCACCCAAGUCCAUUUCAUCCAACUCUGACCUCAUCGCCCGCCCACCCAAGUCCAUUUCAUCCAACUCUGACCUCAUCGCCCGCCCACCCAAGUCCAUUUCAUCCAACUCUGACCUCAUCGCCCGCCCACCCAAGUCCAUUUCAUCCAACUCUGACCUCAUCGCCCGCCCACCCAAGUCCAUUUCAUCCAACUCUGACCUCAUCGCCCGCCCACCCAAGUCCAUUUCAUCCAACUCUGACCUCAUCGCCCGCCCACCCAAGUCCAUUUCAUCCAACUCUGACCUCAUCGCCCGCCCACCCAAGUCCAUUUCAUCCAACUCUGACCUCAUCGCCCGCCCACCCAAGUCCAUUUCAUCCAACUCUGACCUCAUCGCCCGCCCACCCAAGUCCAUUUCAUCCAACUCUGACCUCAUCGCCCGCCCACCCAAGUCCAUUUCAUCCAACUCUGACCUCAUCGCCCGCCCACCCAAGUCCAUUUCAUCCAACUCUGACCUCAUCGCCCGCCCACCCAAGUCCAUUUCAUCCAACUCUGACCUCAUCGCCCGCCCACCCAAGUCCAUUUCAUCCAACUCUGGGGGAAGGAGGGGACGCGGGGGGAGGAGAGUGGGGAGGCGGCAGCUGGAGGGGAGGGCAGAGGGGAGCAGAGCAAGGGCCCUUAUGCAGAUGGGUCGAGGCAGUGGGGGCGGUGGAGGCAGUGAUUCAGCUGAGCAGGCAGGGAUUGGCAGGGAGGGCGAGUCGUCUGUGCAGGGAGCGAGGGAUGGGGGGGAUGAUUCAGCGGACCCUGUUGCAGGAGCAGAGGCAGGGGCGGUAGAGGAGGAGGAUGGGUGGCAGGAGGUGACGAGAGGGAAGGGCAAGGGGAAGACGGGUGGGCGAGGUGGCGGGGGGAAAGGAAGGGGGGCAGGAGGGGGAGGGGGAGGAGAAAGGGGAGGAAGGAGAGGGGAGAGAGCGACAGGGGGUGGGGGAGGAAGCAUGGAGGGAGGGGAGGGAAGAGGGGAGGUGGAGGAGGGUGGAGGGCCGUUGGGGGAUGGGAGGGAAUGUCUGCACAUCAUGGGCGACAAGACAAUCGGUGGGUGCAUUGUUGUUGCAUGGUACAUUACGGCACAUCAUAAAACAUCUUUCCCCUCACUUUGCCUGGUAUCCUGUUUGCCUCUUUCUGGCCCUCUCACCGCGUCUCACCACAUCCAACCACAUCCCACCUGUCCCUGUUAUGCAGGGAAGUACUGGAAGCUGCUGGGAGCGCGCAUGAGGAAGGAGAGGGAGGCGAGGGUGAAUGUACUGGCGGAUAAGAACGCGCCCAACGAGGACGUGUGGAACCAGAUAGAAGCCAUUUGCCACGACACAGGGCUGCAGGGCGUGCCUGUUGUGCCUGCCUCGCUAGGCACACUGCACAACCCCUUUGACUGGCGAGUGCUGGCCGUGUUUCUGUUCCGCGUGAUUCAACGCACCAACCACCCUGGCGAUUUGGAUGCCAGCUCACCAGCACCAGGCCAAGUGGUGCUUAGCUUCCAUUCGCUCUACGGCAGACAUAACCGGGAGGAUUUUGAGGCGGAGCUGAAGCAGCGCUUUGGCUUGCUCGUGACCAUGCCUGUGGUCAAGCCUGACUCUCCUUCCAACCCCUCCACUUGUCGUCCCACACUUGUUUCGCCUCACAAUCCUGACUCUCCUCUCCCGCAUCCCCCUCACCCAUCUCAUCUCUCACAUCUCUACCCCUCGCAUCCUCACCCACCCCCCUGUGGCUGCUGCAGCAAGGAGCCCCUGAAACCGCCAAUGGCAGAGGAGGUGGUGGAGUGGGAGGGGGAGUUGAGAGCAGUGCUGCACAAGCAUGCCCCCUACCUCACAUCCAUCCAACUGCCUCUCGAACAAGUGGUCGCUACAGUCCAAAACCAGCUCCACCAGAUCGCUACAGGACAAAUUCGCCCACAGGUCGCCGCCAAGAUGAGCUUCCGCAGCAUCCGCCUGGCAGCGGUGGUGAUUGACCCCGCUGCUGACGUGGCGCCGGGCGGCGCUGACAUGGCAACAAGCGGGCGGCAGCUUUUGCGGACGUUAGAGGAGCUGGCGCGAUCUGAUUCGCGUGUGGCAGAGUUCUGGAAAACGGCGGAAGGUCCUUUGAGAAAGAAACUGGAAGUGGGCAGUGGUGGUGGUGCUGCUGCUGCUGGUGCUGCUGCUGGUGGUGGUGGUGGCAGGGGAUUGGGGUGGAUGCAUGUGACUCUGGCACACAGAGAGCACGGUGUGCCGGCAGUGGUGAGCUUUGCUCCCAUGGAAGGGUGUGCGGUCACUGUGCUGGCAACGGCGCUGCUGUUUGAUAAGCAUGUGGCAGCACUCGCCGUGGAGUUGCGUGGGCCUGAUGGAGAGGCAGUUCGCUCGUUUAAUCCCUUUGUACACAUCACGAUAUGGCAAGCGGAGGGGGCAAAGGCAGUGCAGUCUUUGGAGCUACCCAGUGCGGUAGACUGCAGGAAGGCCACUCGUGUGCCCUUCCCUCAGCCGAUAAAGCUGAUAGGAGCAUAUUAUCCAACCUCCUCUGCUCCCGUCGUUCCGCGAGCCCAUCCUUGCUGGCUGCUGGCGCGGCUCAAACAUCCCUUUCGUGCGCCCAUCAUCCGCUUUGCUGCUGGCGCGGCUCCGACGUCUGCUGCUGCGCGCUUUCCGUCUAACUUCCGCCUGCGCCUAGUUACCGCCUGCCCUGCGCGUUCCCGCGCGCCCGCGGGCAUGCAGGGGAAUGAGGGCGGAGAGGGCCCUUCCGGCGGAGGCGGGGGAGCGGGGCGGGCGAAGGGAAAAGCGGCGGCGGAGGAGUUGGGCGGGUCGAAGAAAAAGGCGGGAAUUUUCCUAAGAGAACUGCGGCUCAUGAUGUACGGCUUUGGAGAUGAUCCCGAGCCCCUACCAGAGUCAGUGGAGCUAGUGGAGGAGAUAGUGAUAGAGUACAUCACUGACUUGGUGCAUCGCGCACAGGAGGUGGCGGCCAGGCGAGGCCGCCUCACCACUGAAGACGUGCUCUUCCUCAUCCGCAAGGACCCACGCAAGUUUGCUAGAGCCAGGGAAUUACUUGCUAUGAACGUAGAGCUGAAAGAGGCAAGAAAGGCAUUCCAAGAGGAACAAUGA